UUUUCUGAGGAGAGCUGGAGUUUUCCUUUGAGAACUGGAGCAACGAGGACGUAUGAAUGACCCGCUCGCCGGGCUCGAGCCCGGGCGGGCCGUGUGCUCUCCGCGCGGGGUCCGGGGUGGGCCGCCCGUGGAUACCGGCGCUCCGGAUCCCGCUCUGUCGAAGACCGACAGGGACCUCUCAGCGACAGGUGGGGACGUGAGAUCGCGGACGCGAGAGAAUUUGGAUUGCCAGUCGUCCUGGGUCAGAGAAAAAGUGCUCUUUCUUCUGAACCCCGAGAGGUGGUUGGGAACACAAGCGGACCCUGCUUGCGCAGAGCUGGUGGAUAGCGAGGCCUUCCGUCCGAGGAUUGAAGACCACCGCGAUUCGGAACGGGAACCGAAGCUUUCCCGCAGGCGCAUUGCCACGGUCCCCGGAGCCCAGCCUCGGAACCCAGCAGCCACCCCUAGGUCCGUGUUGGUGCGGGUCGUGGAUUACCAUGAGACACAGGAGGUGCAGCGGACUGAGUGGACCAAGGGUCAGAUGACUACGAGGACCAAGGAGCGCUCUGUAACCGCCGUCACCUUUCGCACCCAGAGUGAUUGACAUCGUUUGUGCGGCACUGGGGCGAGAGCAGAACCUGGAUGUACCCUGCGUUGCUACGGGAGCAUAAUUCGUCGCCAAAGAUCCGAACCCGAGAAAUGUUCCAGGGCUAGGGAUGCGAGGAAACGGCUCGAAGAACCAACUCUCAGCAGUUUUAGACAUCCUCUGUGGCGUCAGUGUCUGACAGUCCUUUAAGAGAAUAAAAGGUGAAGAACAAGAACACUUUCCAUUUCACAAGAGUCUUUGGAAGAGCAUCUGAACUUGUCCUCAG
This is a messenger RNA of Microtus ochrogaster (prairie vole), 851 nucleotides long. It is a transcript of the gene C19H6orf141, whose product is annotated as chromosome 19 C6orf141 homolog. NCBI's taxonomy places the organism in Eukaryota, Metazoa, Chordata, Mammalia, Rodentia, Cricetidae. The record is from RefSeq and is a predicted model, not a curated record.